AUGGCAGCGUCAUCAACAAUUGAACACGACAAGUUACCUAAUCCAAAUCUCGAUUGGAUAUUACUUGAUAAAAUUGGUGAAGGUACUUAUGGACAAGUUUAUCGAAUUAAAUCUAAAGAAUCAAAUGAAAAUACAGCAGCAGCAAAAAUUAUUCGUAUUGAAAAUGAUGAAGUUUCGAGUGAACUCGAAAAUGAAUUGAAUAUUUUAAGAAAGAUUUCUAAACAAGAUGAGAAUUUACCUGAUUUUAUUGGUAUAUUUGGUGAUUAUGAUUCAUCAAAAUCAGCACGUAUAUGGUUUAUUAUGGAACUUUGUCAUUUGGGUCCAAUUACACGUUUAAUAAAACAAAUUGAAAAGAAAACUCAAUUAAAUAAAUUUGAUAAAGAAAAAUUAAUUGCUUAUUCAUUACGAAGUACUCUAAAAGCAUUGAAAUAUCUUCAUCAAUCAGGUAUUAUGCAUCGUGAUGUUAAAGGUAGUCAUAUAUUAGUAACAGAACAUUAUACAAUAAAAUUAAUUGAUUUUGGUGUUGCUGCUGUAUUUAAUACAGAACGUCCAAAACGUAAUUCAAGUGUUGGUACUUCAUUAUGGAUGGCUCCUGAAGUUAUUGCAUGUGCACAUCAACUUGAUUAUGUAUUUGAUGAAAGAUGUGAUAUAUGGUCACUCGGUAUAACAUCUAUUGAAUUGGCUGAUGGUGAAGCACCAUUAGCUAAUCUUCAUCCAACAAAAGUUUUAUUUGAAGUUCCACGUCGUCCACCACCAACAGUCAAUGAUGUCACACAAUGGUCAGAGAAAUUUUCCAAGUUUAUUUCAGCUUGUUUAAUUAAAGAUUAUGAACAUCGACCAAGUGCUGAACAAUUAUUAACAGAUAAUAUAUUUGUUAGUUUUAAUGAUGAAAUAUCGAAUUCAUAUAAAGAUUUAUUAAAAAUGUAUCAUCAGAAAAUUUCAUUUUUAAAUACUACAGAUAAAACAAUUGAAAAUGAACGAUCAACAGUAAUCAAUGAUGAUAAUGAUAUUAUGAAUAACAAUUCUUGGAUUGCAAAUAUAAGUAAACCAGCACAUUUAAUUGAUCCGGAAAAUAAUCUAGCUGAAAUGACUUAUCUUGAUCAACAACAUUUAAUUGAUUCCAUACGAAGACGUUUUAAUAAAAUAUUAAUUUAUACAUAUAUCGGUGAUGUUUUAUUAGCUAUUAAUCCUAAACAAUUUUUACCAAUUGAUAAUCUGAAUUUUCAAAUAAAAUAUCUUAAAAUUCGACAAGAUUUAUUACCACAUAUUUUUGCUAUAGCUACGAAAGUUUACAAUCAAAUGAUGAUUAAUCGACAACCACAAUGUAUUAUUCUCUCAGGAGAAUCUGGUUCAGGUAAAACUCAUGCAGCACAAAAUUUAAUUAGCGAAUUAGCUCUACUUGGUUUUGGUGAACAACGUGCAUUAGAAAAUCGUCUUGUUACAAUGAAUUUAUUACUUGAAUCAUUUGGUAAUGCACAGACAGUAUUAAAUAAUAAUUCUUCACGUUUUGGUAAACUUCUUGAUAUAUUCUUUUCGGAAUAUGGUACAAUUGUUUAUGUCCAAUUAUCCGAAUUUCUUCUUGAAAAAACUCGUGUUGUACUUGCAAGUGGUAAUAAAAAAAAUUUUCAUAUAUUUUAUUCAAUUUAUUCACAUUUUUCACAAAAACAAAGCAAUCCAUGUCAUUUAACUGAUCAAGAAUCAUUUGAUUUAUUUCAAACAAUUAAAUAUUAUACAUAUCUUGGAAAUAAUUCCGAUGAACAUAUAUCAUUAAUGAAUUUAUUUGAAAUUUUAAAAGAAUUAAAUGUUACGGAUAAUGAACAAUCAUCAAUAUUAGCUAUUUUAACAUCGAUUAUACAUUUAGGUAAUGUUUCAUUUCAAGCUGAAACUGAAAUCAAUGAACCUGGUUGUUCAAUUGAUCAACAAUGUAUUUUACAUGCAAAUGCAGUUUAUCGUUUAUUAAAAAUUGAUAAUGAACAAUUUAUUCAAUCAUUAUGUCAAUCAAGUUUAAUGACACGCGGUGAAACAGUUACGAAAUUAAAUACAAUUGCUGAAGCACAACAAGCACGUGAUGCGAUGGCAAAAUCUCUUUAUUCACGUUUAUUUGAUUGGAUUAUAUUUGCAUUAAAUCGUUAUUUUCGUACUGAACUUGAAUAUCAACCCAAAUCAAUAAUUGAUAUUUGUAAACGAUAUGAAAAAGAUACAUUUAAUAAUAGAUUUUCUAUUCGACCUAAGACAAGUGAAGAAUUAAAUAAAAUAAAACGUGAUAAUGAUCUAUGUUCAAUAUCAAUACUUGAUUUAUUUGGUUUUGAAACAUUUGAUUAUAAUUCAUAUGAACAAUUAUGUAUUAAUAUUGCUAAUGAACAAUUACAAUAUUUCUUUCGACAACAUACAUUUGCUUGGGAAUUGAAAGAAUAUGAAAAUGAAGGAAUUCAACAAACAAUUAAUUCAAAUAAUUUUGAUUUUCCAAAUAAUCGAUCAAUUCUUGAUAUGUGUUUAUCAAAACCAAUUGGUUUAUUAGCAUUACUUGAUGAAGAAUCUCGUUUUCCUCAAUCAACAGAAUUUACUCUUGUUAAUAAAUGGUGUGAAAAUUUAAAUUCACCACAUUUUAUAGCUAAUACACCAUCAUCGUCAUUAUCACGUAAAUCAGUAAGACGUCAAAAACAAUUAUUACUUGAUCAGCAACCAUUAUUUACUAUUCAUCAUUAUGCUGGAAAGAUCGAAUACACAGCAAAAGAUUUUCUUGAAAAAAAUCGUGAUUAUGUACCUAUGGAAAUAACUGAUUUACUUUUACAAAGUGAAGAUGACCUUGUUAAUUUACUUUUUCGUAGUCGUCUUCGUAAAACCGGUAGUGUGAUUUAUAAUGAACAAGAUAAACAAGAUAAAGCAGCAUCUUUAUUUCGUUCAAUAAAUCAAAAAACUACAACUGCAAAUCGUACACAAGGUACUGUAUCAACAUAUUUUCGUUAUUCAUUAAUGGAAUUAGUUAGUACAAUGGCAUCCGCACAACCAACAUUUAUUCGUUGUCUUGUACCAAAUCGUUUACCAUGUCAAAUAUCACAUGUAACAUAUGAUCAUACAAGUUAUUUUCCACAAAAUUUUACAUUUGAUACAAGUCAAUUUGAUGAAAAUGUUGUACUUGAACAAAUACGAUACAGUGGUUUACUUGAAACAAUUGAAAUACGUCGACAUGGUUAUUCACAUCGAAUAAUUUUUGAUGAUUUUAUAUCGGUUUAUUCAUGUCUUAUUAAUUUUAAAGAUCAAAAAAUUAAUAAUAAACAAUUGUGUGAAUUAAUAUUAAAAAAAUUUCAUUUUAAUGAUUAUGCUAUUGGUAAAACAAAAAUAUUUUUAAAAUUUCAUCAUAUUGAACAAUUAAAUAUUGCAUAUAAAGAUUUAAUAACAAAAAUUAUUCGUUUACAAUCACGUAUACGAAUGUAUUUAAUAAGAAAACAAAAUCAAGUUACGAACGUCAAUAUUAUUAAAUCCGAUUAUGAUAAAUCAGUAGCACGUGUUCAAGCUAUGGUACGUGGUUUUCUUGUUCGUACUGCAUUAAAAAAAUCGUCAACAGCUACUCUAACUAUUCAAAGUUAUUGGAGAAUGUGGUAUGAACAAACACAAUUUAAACGUCGUCUGCUUCAUUAUCGUAAUCAACAAAUUCAACUAUCUUAUUUUCUAAAACAAAUUGAAUUAUUCGGUAGUCAUUUAUAUCAACAAUUAACAAAUCUUGAAAAAAGUAAUUCAAAUUCAAUUAAAAAAGAAAAAAAUAUUCAUAAAUAUCAAUCAGUAUCAAAAACACACAAUUUGAAACUUCAAUCACAAAAUACAUUGAAAUUAAAUGGAAAGAAACGUAAUGUUGUUCGUUUAUGUCAAUAUUAUGAUACAAUUUAUAAAGAAUUUAUCGAUAUGAAAAAUAAAAAAAUUCUUGAAAAAAAACAAGAGGAAGUAAUUGAUAAAACAAUUCCACCUCGACCAUCAACAGCUCCACCGAUAACUAAUAUACCACAAGCUCCACCUUUUCCACCACCGGAAGUUUUGAAACAAACUAGUAAUAAAGUUCAGAUUUUUGAACGAAUGGAAUCAGCACCAGCUACUAUGAUAAGUCCAGUUGUAGAAUUAAAACAGAUAUCACCACCAGUUACAGUAAAAACUCCGGUAGACGAAUUAAAACAAAUGUUUGCUACGAAACAAGCAAAAUCUACAAAUCCAGUAUUUUCUAAUUUAUUUCGACCCGUCUCUCCACCACCUAAUAUAACAGAAAUAGACGAUAAUUCAUCGUCAUUAACCUUUCGUCAUAUCAAUCAUUCUAACCAUAACGUACGACAAAAUGAUUCUCAGUCCAGACAUCGUCUAUCCUUAUCAUCAAGUCUAAAUAAAAAUAAAGCAGCUGGUCUAUUGACAUCAAGUGCAUCAAGUCUCGUCGGAGAAGUAGUAUUAACAUCCGAUGAUGUUAGUAAACUUAAAAAUAAUCUACGUAAAACUGGUUUUGGUGAUAGAAAUCAAACAUUACGACGAAAAUUACCAACCGAAACAGUUCAAGUUGAUUUUCGUAAUGUUCUUCGUUCAUCAAAAACGCAUUCAACUCCAAAUAUUAAUAAAUAA
This is a messenger RNA of Adineta steineri, 4596 nucleotides long. The record is from the annotation of a GenBank genome assembly. NCBI's taxonomy places the organism in Eukaryota, Metazoa, Rotifera, Eurotatoria, Adinetida, Adinetidae.